Neohortaea acidophila is the source of this 2352-nucleotide messenger RNA. RefSeq lists its product as uncharacterized. The coding region runs from base 364 to 2352 and encodes 662 amino acids. NCBI's taxonomy places the organism in Eukaryota, Fungi, Ascomycota, Dothideomycetes, Mycosphaerellales, Teratosphaeriaceae. The transcript has 3 exons. Gene Ontology annotation, molecular function: protein binding. The record is from RefSeq and is a predicted model, not a curated record.
GGUUUGCAUCGAGGCGGGUAUUGUGUAGAUAUAUCAUCCCGAGCAGAGGAUGUUUGUAGCAUACGUGUAGCAUGUUAUCAAUGCAUUGUGACAAGCAUCGUACAUUUCCAUUCACUGCAACGCUUUUCCAUUCCAUCAAUUCAAUCUAGAAGCACGUGCCCAACCCCACCAAGUCAAUCUGCUCCUUCCUUUGAUCAUCAUCGAAAAAUCCCACCGCACGGCUUCACCCGCGGAUUUUUUUCUUUUCGGGCAGCGGAAUCGGCGGCGCAGAACCUCAUCACUUGGCGUCCCCAUUUCCACCCAAUCAUCUUGCCCCGAUUUUAAAGGUACUGUAUCUCGGAUCUUUCUUCUCUCCCGCCCUCCAUGCCCUCGUGGUUUGGUAAGAAGUCUUCUUCCUCUAUAGACAAACGACUCGACACGCCGCCUCGCAGUCCUACGAAAGAGAAGCACGGCCUUCCUUUUUCUUCACCUCCGACUUCGCCCAGCGGGAAAGGCAAGGGCUACUUUGUGCGGGAACAAGAGGGCACACGAUCGAAUCUUAGCGGCAAAGGGAAAGACUCCAGUCGUCGCCCUACGACUCGUCGACGAAGUCGCACACGCACUUCCCAUUCGCAAGAACAUCCGCUCAAUUUGCCCCCCGAGCAGCGGGAUUUGCAACGGGUCAGGGCUGCGUUUGCUGCUGGGAUGAUGGACGGCGAGAGCAGUCCGGUGGAGCAGAAUGGGGACGUUCACGCGGGUGAGGGGAUGGAGAGUACGCCUGUGCCGGAGGAGAAGGAGCAGCAGCAACAGCAGGAGCAAGAGCAGGAGCCAACCGCAGUGAAUGGAGAUGGAGAGCAGAGUACUGCGCCUACUCCGCCGUUACAUCGCACGCCUACGACGCAAUCGGAGGCUCCGAAGGAGGUCGUUGAUCCUGAGGCUUGCAAGGCUGCGGGGAACAAGUUUUACAAGGCCGCGCAGUAUAAACAGGCUAUCGAGGAAUAUACGAAAGCCAUCGAAGCCAGCCCGUCAACGUCUACCUACCUCUCCAACCGAGCGGCCGCUUAUAUGGCUGCGAAUCGAUACGCCGAAGCCCUCGAAGACUGCAAGAGCGCCGACGAGCUGGAGCCGAACAACACAAAAGUGCUGCAUCGGUUGGCAAAAGUCUAUACGGCACUCGGACGACCACAGGAAGCGUUGGAUGUAUAUGGACGGAUCGAUCCCCCGGCAACGGCAAAGGACAAGGCCCCGGCGUUGAAUAUGGCUCAUCACAUUUCCCAGGCGCAGGACAGUUUACAGAGCAGUACUUCAGGAUCGAUGGUUCUCCACGCCAUUGAUCAAGCAGAAAAGGGACUGGGAUACGCUGUGACGCCGCCGCGGAAGUGGAGGUUGAUGCGGGGCGAGGCAUAUCUGAAGAUGGGCUCGGUGAACAGCCUGGGAGACGCGCAGAACAUCGCCAUGUCACUCCUACGAAACAACAGCGCCGACCCUGAGGCACUAGUACUCCGAGGGCGAGCGCUCUACGCGCAAGGCGACAACGAAAAGGCCAUCACCCACUUCCGCAAAGCGCUGGAGUGCGACCCGGACUUCAAAGACGCCGUCAAGUACCUGCGCAUGGUGCAGAAGCUGGACCGCAUGAAGGAGCAAGGCAACGACCACUUCAAGCACGCGCGCUACCAGCCCGCCGUCGAAAUCUACACCUCGGCCCUCGAAGUCGACCCGCUGAACAAAGGCACCAACUCGAAAAUCCUCAACAACCGCGCCAUGUGCCACACCCGGCUGAAGCAGUACGAUCAGGCGAUCAAGGACUGCGACCAAGCCAUCCAGCUCGACCCAAGCUACACCAAAGCGCGCAAAACGCGCGCCAAAGCGCUCGGCGAAAGCGGCGACUGGGAAGAGGCCGUGCGCGCCCUCAAAGCCAUCCAAGAGCAAUCGCCCGAAGAGCCGGGCAUCGCGAAAGAAAUCCGCAACGCGGAGCUCGAGGUCAAGAAGAGCAAGCGCAAGGACUACUACAAAAUCCUGGACAUUGAAAAGCACGCCUCCGACCACGAGAUCAAGCGCGCCUACCGCAAAUUGGCGGUCAAGCACCACCCGGACAAAAACCCCGACGACCCGGAGGCCGAGGGCCGCUUCAAGGAUUUGCAAGAGGCGCACGAGACGCUUUCCGACCCGGAGAAGCGCGAGCGCUACGAUUCCGGCGCGGACUUGAUGGAUCCCAUGGAGGGUUUCGGGGGCGGGGGGUUCGGGCAUGGAUUUGGCGGCGGCGGGUUCGGCGGCGGGGGAGGCGUGCAGAUUGAUCCCGAGAUGCUGUUUAAUAUGAUGGGCGGCGGCGGGGGCGGGCGUGGUGGUGGGGGGGGCGGGUUUCCUUUUGGCUGA